UGGCAUCGUUAUUUAUUAGCUUUGCCUAGCUCUCUGAGACUGCUGUCAACCUGCGUUUUGCGCUAAGCUAGCUUUAGCUUUAAACAUUUGUGUCCGUCAGUAAUGACUUCAAACACAUCUCUACCUCAGUGACUUGAAGACUGUGUUCGUAUUACUAACUGUUGAAGACGAUGGGGGUGUCGCAGAGCUCGUUUCUGUCGGAUGGAGGAACUUCUAGUGGAUAUCAUGUUCAUGGGCUUCAAGAGGACUCUCCAGCUCUGAGGGCCGGUCUGGAGCCUUUCUUUGACUUCAUUCUCUCCAUAGGGAAUACCCGACUCAGCAAAGAGGGCGACCUGCUGAAAGACCUUCUGAAGGCCAAUAUGGAGAAAGCGGUGAAACUAGAAGUGUACAACUCUAAAACCCAGCGGGUGAGGGAACUGGAAGUCACUCCCAGUAACAUGUGGGGGGGGCAGGGUCUGCUGGGGGCCAGUGUUCGCUUCUGCAGCUUUGAAGGAGCCAAUGAGAACGUUUGGCACGUCUUGGAUGUGGAAACCAACUCUCCUGCAGCCUUGGCCGGCCUUAUUGCUUACGAUGACUUCAUCGUAGGAGCCGACCAGGUGUUGCAAGACUCAGAGGAUUUCUUUUCUUUGAUUGAGGCCAACGAGGGGAAGCCUCUGAAGCUGCUGCUGUACAACACUCAGACCGACAACUGCAGGGAGGUGGUGGUGACUCCCAAUGGAGCGUGGGGAGGAGAGGGGAGGUGUGUCUUCUUAAUAUCUGCAUCGUUUAUUAUCAUGUCACCCAUAUAG
This is a messenger RNA of Notothenia coriiceps (black rockcod), 788 nucleotides long. Its product is annotated as Golgi reassembly-stacking protein 1-like. The record is from RefSeq and is a predicted model, not a curated record. Gene Ontology annotation, molecular function: protein binding. Gene Ontology annotation, biological process: Golgi organization. Bases 171 to 788 code for a protein of 205 amino acids. Lineage: Eukaryota; Metazoa; Chordata; Actinopteri; Perciformes; Nototheniidae. Gene Ontology annotation, cellular component: Golgi apparatus. The transcript is spliced from 5 exons.